GAACCGGAUAAAAUGAUUGCGUUCUAUGCUAAAAUGUUUUAUCGGUUAGCCGAAAUUCUAAUUCACACAGGCUAUCUAAGCAACAUUACGUCAUCAGGACUGUAAGCCUUCAUGGGAAGAAUGCAUAGCAAAUUAGCAAAGAGGAAUCUCAAUUGAUAUAAAAGGUGACGGACCGUCCGCAUCUCUUGUAACGACGUGCGUGUUGUGCUUGACUCAGAUUUGGACAUUGCAUAUACAAAGAGAUAGUAGAAACAAUGGUUCAAACAUUGGCAACUAGACUUGAAUGUCCGCAACCGGCGCCCCAAUUACCGGACAACGUUAUGGAUAUGUUCUCAUUGAAGGGGAAAGUGGCCUCGAUAACGGGGUCCUCCAGGGGAAUUGGCCUGGCAAUUGCAGAGGCAUAUGCGCAAGCCGGUGCUGAUAUUGCCAUUUGGUACAACUCUUCACCAGCAGACGACUUAGCUCGUGAAAUCUCGACAAAGUACGGGGUCAAGUGCAAGGCGUACAAAGUGUCACUCACUAACUUCGAUGAAAUAUCAAAAGCUGUUGCUCAGCAAGUUGAAGAUUUCGGUACAAUUGAUAUCUUUGUUGCUAAUGCUGGUGUUGCUUGGCAAGGUGGUGCUCUACUGGAGCAAGAAGGUGAUGAUAUGUGGAACCACGUAUUGGACUUGGACUUGAACUCCAUAUAUCACUUGUCAAAAGCUGUGGGGAAAAUAUUCCAGAAGAAUGGCAAGGGCUCGUAUGUCAUCACAUCUUCCAUGUCUGCUCAUAUCGUUAAUAUUCCCCAAUUGCAAAGUGGAUACAACGCUGCAAAAGCUGCUGUGCUACACUUGGCGAAAUCUCUCGCUGUUGAGUGGGCCGGGUUUGCUAGGGUAAAUACCGUGUCUCCUGGUUACAUCGGCACAGAGCUCACAAAGUUUGCAGAUGAGGAUCUGAAGAAAGUAUGGUGGUCUCUAACACCUAUGGGCCGUGAAGGUUUGCCUAAAGAACUAGUUGGUGCGUAUCUCUAUUUAGCGUCCGAUGCCUCAACGUUCACCACUGGUACGGACAUUAAAGUCGAUGGAGGCUAUACUGCACUGUGAUUGGACUGUUUCGGUUAAUGGAGCUUUGUGUAACAUAUUAUGUGGUUCUAUUGUUGACAUUGGGGUAAAUGGAGUGUGUGUGCUUUGUGUCAAUUGGUAUUUAACUAAGUAAAGAGGAACAAAUAAGUUGUAAUAGUGAGCAAUACACAGAUCAAUUGAACAAAUUAUAAGAUGCAAGACAUAUUAG
Molecule: messenger RNA, 1269 nt
Organism: Williopsis jadinii
Lineage: Eukaryota; Fungi; Ascomycota; Saccharomycetes; Phaffomycetales; Wickerhamomycetaceae
Product: SDR family oxidoreductase
Exons: 1
Coding region: 255-1082 (275 amino acids)
Cellular component (GO): intracellular anatomical structure
Molecular function (GO): oxidoreductase activity, acting on NAD(P)H, oxygen as acceptor
Source: RefSeq, a predicted model, not a curated record